AUGAGACAGAAGCCUCUCGCAGCGACAAGACCUGCAAGAGACAUCACCGAGGGAUUUGUGAACGCAACGAAGCAGCUGCCACCAGGCGUUCUGGUCAAGGAUGCCUAUUUCACGCUGUUCGAGGCCGUUGGAGCUCUUGAGAUUAUGGACUCAAAGAUGGACAGUGGCUAUAUCCCAGCUGGAGACACCUUUGAGGCCACGUUCGAUGUCUGCUCCCCUCUUGAUGCCGCCGAAGUCCUCUGGAUCAUGGACGAGAUCUUCCGACUGGAGCUGAUUUUCCAUGAUGGCUAUCCGCUCUCUCAAAAUUUAUUCACUUCGCUUCACAUCUUUCGCCUCCUCGAACCAGACAACAGAUAUCCCUACAACUUUCGCUACGACGUCGCAGCCCCCGGAGUGGCGAACGAUUCCACAAACGACGAUUUGGUCCACGUCGUCCUACGAGCUUAUUGCAUAGCAGUAAUCAAAUGCUGCGAGCUCACACUCAACAUGAUCCAAUCUCAAACUUUUUAUGAAGAAGAAGACUUCGUCACAUAUCUCUUUGGUCGCGAACUACUGGACGAUAUGGAACCCCAGGAAACUCUGCGUAUUCUGGUCGAUGCUAUGGACUGGGUGGAUAGCUCAGACCUGGAAGGUCCAUUAAAGUUCGCGAUCAAGCACAGGCUCGUCGCACGGGAAGACAUGCUCAUUGCGAUGGAUGGAAGAGACGAGCAGUGGGUGAAGGUGAAGAGCAAGAUUGGUGCCAUGGAGAAACACCACUCUCUCGCGAAGCCGACACCUGAUGCCUUCUCCGACAAGGUUCAACGACAGCUUGCUACUAGCACACCGCCGCGACCGAUGCCGCAGCUGGACUGGCAUGAUGCUCACAAGAAAUGGCUUCAAUUCUGCGAUGACAUGCUUGCCAUUCAGGCAUUGACGGCCCCAAGCGUGAGGCAAAGUCCGCAGUGUUUGCUCAAUGCUACUUGGGCCUUUGCAUAUCGGGACCCAGUACCGAACACAUAUGCACGGGCAACAAUGCAAGACGUACUGACGGGUGAAAACAAUGUCGCAGGAGAUGUCUCCCACUUUGACUUGAUGCUCAACGAUCUCAGAGAUCUGGUCCUGCCAGGAGAUCCUCUGGCCGACCCCGAGUCCUUUCAAAUCGAAGUGCCGACUGAUGUUCGACAUCAAGCCUCAAGACUCAUCGAAGAAUUCAUGAACCGAAUGUUCUCAGAGUACCUCAACAUCUACCGCACGAUAUGCCAGAAUCGAUGUCGCACGCGUCGACUCUUCACGCAGGCAGUGCCGCUGCUGGACGAGCUCGAAUGCGACGCGAGGGCCGCGGAUGAGCAUCUCAACAGUAUCGUGGCUCCUCGCAAAUUGAGGCAUCAAGGAAUGACCUUGACGCUUACGCCGUUCAGCCUGUGGACCAGAUUCUACAAGCUUCAAAUAUCGGCAUGGGUCAUCCAGCUCGGCUUUGAGACGGAUCUGUACUUACCAAGCGAGUUUUGUAUGAUGUACAUCCUACUUGGCUCGUUCUGCACAAUGCGAGAAAGCAUUGUCAAGUCUCUAGCUCUCCUCGCCGAUAGGCGACUGGAGGAUCUCGUCAAAAUGAACGGCAGUCAGAACUACAUCGAGCAGUGCAGAUCGUCCAAGCAGUGGUACCACAGCUUGUGUACAAUGGCAAAGGGCACAUUGGGAAUGGCAUACGCUCUGCAGCGCCUCUAUCUCCUCCUCGAGCACACGAAAUUGAUCGACACAAGUCCGAAACCUUACGAAGAGAGUCAGAUGCGCCAUGAAGCUCGUAUGAAGCCGCUGCUCAAUCUGGCGAACAACGCCGAGUUCACGCUGGGCUACGUACAGGAUAUGAAGGAGGAGUCCCUCGCCUCGACGAUCAAGGAGACGUGCGAUUUUGCACAAGGCCACAUCAACACAGCAAGGCAUUGGUUCAGUGAACAGAGGACCGCGAGUCCGAUGCAAGCGAGAUGCGUCGGCACGGAGGAUCGCUGGAAGCGGGAAUUGAAGAGUCUCGAGACAGUAUGCGUUGCGACAUCAGUAGCGAUCUCGCAGCUCCUACAUAUCUGCGAGAAACAUGGCAAGCGGAGCGUGGACACCGGGGUCGACCUCCGAAGUCUGGUCGAAGUCACCAUCCCGCCGCCAGGGAAGAGAUACCACGACUGGUGGGUCGUGCCGCAGCUUAAAGAGAAGUCAUAG
This is a messenger RNA of Zymoseptoria tritici IPO323, 2190 nucleotides long. RefSeq lists its product as uncharacterized. Bases 1 to 2190 code for a protein of 729 amino acids. Gene Ontology annotation, cellular component: NatC complex. Gene Ontology annotation, biological process: N-terminal peptidyl-methionine acetylation. Lineage: Eukaryota; Fungi; Ascomycota; Dothideomycetes; Mycosphaerellales; Mycosphaerellaceae. The record is from RefSeq and is a predicted model, not a curated record. The transcript is spliced from 2 exons.